Molecule: messenger RNA, 507 nt
Organism: Aureococcus anophagefferens
Lineage: Eukaryota; Pelagophyceae; Pelagomonadales; Pelagomonadaceae
Exons: 1
Molecular function (GO): ubiquitin-protein transferase activity
Source: RefSeq, a predicted model, not a curated record
CUCCUCGGCCUCGCGCUCCGGACACGCGUCGCCGUGGGCGCCGUCGACCUCCCCCGGGCGCACUGGGCCGACGUCACGGGCGCCGGCGCGGACACGCGCGACCUCGCCGACGUCGACGCCGCCGCCGCGCAGGCCGCGGCCGCGCUCGCGGACCUCGGCGCGCUCGGCGUCACGAGGGACAACUUCGACGCGCUCCUCGGCGACCUCGACGUCCGCUUCGUCGUCCCCAUCGCGUCCGGGGGCGCCCUCGCGGCCCUCGCGCCGGGCGGCGAGCACCGGCGCCUCGCCUUCGACGACGCGCCGGAAUUCGGGGAGGCGCUCGCGGCCGCGCGCCUCGGGGAGCACGCGGCCGCGGUCCGCGCGCUCAAGGCGGGCUUCGAGGCCGCCGUGCCGCGGCGCGUCCUCGCCCUCUACGCGGCCGACGAGCUCGCCCGGGACCUGGCGCGGCCGCCGCCAGAGCUCGGGGACGUCGACGACGACGACGCCGCGCCGGACGACGCCGCGUAA